AUGCUCAAAUCCAUCACACUAUACUGCAGCACACCCGGUGCCAACACCAACGAGGAUCUCUUCACAUCUUCCGAACACGUAACCAUAUCCAAUCAUACUCUACGCCAGUGCUUCGUAUGUCACACUGCCCGUCUAUGCCAUAACAUCGUUUCGCUACGUAUUUCGGACGUAGUUGUGCAGGCUGCGAACUAUGUGCCCGUGUUUUCUGGGAUGAAGGCGUGCAAGGAGCUAGUCCUCGAUAUGUACAAUCCCGUCGCGCUGAACACCCAGCUACGUUUAUGGAGGAGCGACCAGGAUCGCAAGUCUGAGCUGCCGGACGUGGAGAUCCUCAGGUACACGGACGAAGAAGACGAGCUACCCAAGUUGUUGGAAGGAUCACACUACGACAUGACAACCGAUCUGUACCUUGAUGCGGAGUACAGUGGCCUUACGAGCAUGGCAAGCUGGGAUCUCAAGACCAAGAUGCCCGCGCUUCGGACUCUCCACAUAGCGCAGGACUCGCUAGAGAAUGCACGACCGCGUUACAUGACGCCGACGCGUGCCGUUCACGAAGGCGCACAGUGUGUGAAGAGUUGGCCUCCAGUCGUACAUCUGGAGAGUUCGCUUUCCAGCGCACACGCUACCGACAAAGCUGCGACCGUCCUCCGGGAAUGGUUAGCCCAAGUCCACCAACACGAGCUGGCUCUCGAAGAGCUCUACGCGCCUCCUGAGGCAGUCGUUGCGAUGGAUGCUAUCGAUGCGGAGAACUCUGCGAGAUCCAGUUGGAGAGAGGUUGUCGGCGAAGUACAAGCGGUGUCUUGA
Peniophora sp. CBMAI 1063 is the source of this 801-nucleotide messenger RNA. The record is from the annotation of a GenBank genome assembly. Lineage: Eukaryota; Fungi; Basidiomycota; Agaricomycetes; Russulales; Peniophoraceae.